UGGGCGACCGGCCCGCGCAGCGCCGCCACCAUCGCCGCCAUGGUCCGGGGACCUCAGGCGGCCGGGGCUGCCCUUCGCGCUGCCUGAGCCCUUCGCGCCUCCCGGCCAGACCUGUGCGCAGCCUGGGCGAGAUGCUGUUGGCUGUCAUCUCACUGGGUGCCCUGUUGUUGGCCCUCCUCCUGUUCCUGCGACGCCUGGAAUGGGGUCUGUUACACAUCUACUGGUUUGAGUUGGUGCACCAGCCAGUCCGCAACCUGCUCAUGGGAGACACAAAGGAGCAGCGCAUCCUUCGAAAUGUGCAGCAGCAUGCCAAGCCUGGAGACCCCCAGAGCGUCCUGGACGCCAUUGACACCUACUGCUCAGAGAAGGAGUGGGCCAUGAAUGUAGGUGACACAAAAGGCCAAAUAUUGGAUGCAGUGAUUCGGGAGUACAACCCCUUGCUGGUGCUGGAGCUAGGAGCUUACUGUGGCUACUCAGCCACACGGAUAGCCCGCCUGCUGCCACCUGGAGGCCGGCUUCUCACCAUGGAGAUGAACCCUGACUAUGCUGCCAUCACCCAGCAAAUGCUGAACCUGGCAGGCCUGCAGGACAAAGUCACCAUCCUCAUUGGGGCAUCCCAGGACCUCAUCCCGCAGCUGAAGACCAAGUAUGAUGUGGACACCUUAGACAUGGUCUUUCUUGACCACUGGAAAGACCGCUACCUGCCAGACACACGUCUCCUGGAGGAGUAUGGCCUGUUGCGCAAGGGGACAGUACUUCUAGCUGACAAUGUCAUCGUCCCGGGAGCCCCUGACUUCCUGGAAUAUGUGCGGGGGAGCAACAAGUUCGAGUGCACACACUACAGCUCAUACCUGGAGUACAUGAAAGUGGUAGACGGCCUGGAGAAGGCCCUCUACAAGGGUGCAAGCAGCCCAUGAAGUCUUAACCACUCAGCCUACCCUGAGGUCCCCUUCCAGCUUCCUUCUGCAAGAUGACACACACUCACCCUGACCUCGCUAUGCUUCUGGAGCCUGUCCUGGAGUGCUGUGGCUCCAGAUUGCCAACACUGGCACAGUCUCCAGGUAGUGAUCUCCCCAUCCAAAACCACUGCAAUAGACCUGGAAAGCACCUGUGAUAAAAGGCUGAAUUGAGCUGGAGGUGCCAUGGUCACAGUGCCUGCCUCGCAUGCAAGAGGCCUUGAGUUUAAUCCUAAACACCAGAAAACAAAAGGGAUGAAAAAAAAGUCAAAGCAGGUGUCAUCCUGCUGGUGUCCGGUGUCACCUAAGAGAUUCUCACAGGGUCAGUGCCAGAGUGCUGGGCACUGCCAUCACCAAUUAGGGCCAGCCAGAAGUCAGGAAACUGGGAAUAUCCAGAUGCUGUUUGGCUGUUACCAGAUAUCCCCGGCCACUCACCCUUCAUCUUGAGAGUGAGUCAUAAGCUCUCCAGGCUGGUGGCACACACCUUUAAUCCCAGCACCCAGGAGGAAAGGCAGGCAGAGCCCUGAGUUCAAGGCCAGCCUGGUCUACACAGUGAGUUCCUGGACAGCCAGGGCUACAGACUCUUGUCUUCCCGAGUUAUAACCCGUUUUCUAGUUAUGCCGUGAUCUUUCAUCAUCAAAGAAAUUCAAGCUCCUAAUAUUUGGAUACCAGAGAUCCACUCAGUUACUGUCUCAGCUACCACACUGCUCUCCUCCCUGCUGUACAACACGACAGUCCACCUCUGCACCAUCUCUGACUGGGUAGGCUGGGGACAGGUAGCUGGGGGGCCAUGCUGUCCCCUGCUGCUCUCCACCCCUGUGUGGCACUCAGGAGACACUCUCUCCAGCCCUGCUUCCUGACUUACAGAAGAGGA
Molecule: messenger RNA, 1830 nt
Organism: Peromyscus eremicus (cactus mouse)
Lineage: Eukaryota; Metazoa; Chordata; Mammalia; Rodentia; Cricetidae
Product: catechol O-methyltransferase-like
Exons: 5
Coding region: 132-917 (261 amino acids)
Biological process (GO): dopamine metabolic process; catecholamine catabolic process; developmental process
Cellular component (GO): dendrite; axon; membrane
Molecular function (GO): magnesium ion binding; catechol O-methyltransferase activity
Source: RefSeq, a predicted model, not a curated record